Molecule: messenger RNA, 338 nt
Organism: Eurypyga helias (sunbittern)
Lineage: Eukaryota; Metazoa; Chordata; Aves; Eurypygiformes; Eurypygidae
Gene: LYSMD2
Product: LysM, putative peptidoglycan-binding, domain containing 2
Exons: 1
Source: RefSeq, a predicted model, not a curated record
AUGGAACAAAUAAAGAGGGCAAAUAAACUGUUCACAAAUGACUGUAUAUUUCUGAGGAAAACCCUGAAUAUUCCGGUUAUAUCAGAGAAACCGUUACUGUUCAAUGGACUUAAUUCACUGGAGUCUCCCGAGGGUGAAACUGUUGACAGCUCCCCUUCUUGUGAUGAAGGACUAGUGACAGUUCAGGAAGAAAGUAGUUCUUCUCCCAGUCCUCAAGAGCCUGACAAUCAGCCCACUGCACCAGAAGAACUGUCUGCCAAAGAUUUCCUACAAAGGUUGGACUUGCAGAUUAAGUUAUCCAAACAAGCAGCCAGAAAACUAAAAGAUGACAGUGUCAG